This is a messenger RNA of Daphnia magna, 1170 nucleotides long. RefSeq lists its product as uncharacterized. The transcript has 2 exons. Gene Ontology annotation, molecular function: sequence-specific DNA binding. Lineage: Eukaryota; Metazoa; Arthropoda; Branchiopoda; Diplostraca; Daphniidae. Bases 1 to 1170 code for a protein of 389 amino acids. The record is from RefSeq and is a predicted model, not a curated record.
AUGCCGAAAAAAUGCUUUGUUUAUGGUUGUUCAAGUGGUUACAGGCAAAGUGAAAAAGUGCCUAUGUUUAAAGUUCCUAAAGAUGACACUUUAUUCAUCAAAUGGAAAAAAGCUGCUAAACGAGGCAGAUCUGACAAGACGCUUUCCAAGAAUGAUCACAUUUGCUCAAAACAUUUCCUAGAGCAGGACAUAGUUAAAGGGGAGACUGACUUCAACGGUGUAUAUACACCAAGAAAAAAAUGGUGGCUAACAAAAGGAGCAAUUCCUGUACUAGGAAAAGAUUCAAGUAACCUGAGAAAUAGUCGUAUGGCUAAGAAUGUUACCAGCGACAUGAAGCCAGAAAGUCACACUGGUCAGGAUAUCAUUGACAUGCAGGAUGUUUCACACGGUAGCUAUAAUGUAACAGCAAAUGUGCAAACUGUAUCACAUAAUGACUUGGAAACAACAGUUAACUUGCAGGGUGAAUCAUCUAAUAAUGGCACUGCCAGUGACACCAACGAAGACCCAGCAAAUGUGCAAGCUGUUAAUAACUUGGAAACAACAGUUAACUUGCAGGGUGAAUCAUCUAAUUAUGGCACUGCCAGUGACACCAACGAAGACCCAGCAAAUGUGCAAGCUGUUAAUGACUUGGAAGUCACAGUUUACAUGCAGCGUGAAUCAUCUAAUAACAAUGGCACUGCCAGUGACACCAAAGAAGACCCAGAAAAUGUUAAACAAAAUUCAUUGCAAGAAUCUAUUGACGGUCUAAUCUUAGAUCCAACUGAGGCCAAAACACCUAAUGCAUCUUGGUGCUGGCUACCUGCCGAAGUGGAAGCUUUUGGCAAAGAGAGACGAGAAAGUUAUACUAGAACCUGUGUAAAGUUUACAAAGGUUGACGAUAAAGUAGUUUACUCAAAAUCCGUAACCGUAAUACGAAAUGAGUUGUUCUACCGUUCGAAGGGUGUACUAGUGAGACCGAAUUUCUUACCAGAAAGUUUCGUGUGCAUUUUAGAUUUAGAAGAUGCUAUGGAUCGGUUUGAUUCGUCUUCACUAUGUCUUGGCUGUGACCCAAAGUUUGGUGAGCAACUGGCGACAAUGAAAAGUGUCACUCAGGGGAAAUUUAAUUGGCGAUCCAAGAGAUGCCUAAAAGUUCUCGAGCGAGGCUCGACAUGUCAUUUUGUCGGCAUCUGA